This is a messenger RNA of Ipomoea triloba (trilobed morning glory), 749 nucleotides long. Its product is annotated as ubiquitin domain-containing protein 1-like. The coding region runs from base 195 to 539 and encodes 114 amino acids. The transcript has 4 exons. Lineage: Eukaryota; Viridiplantae; Streptophyta; Magnoliopsida; Solanales; Convolvulaceae. The record is from RefSeq and is a predicted model, not a curated record.
CACCAGACCAGUCCACCACCUCGUACGCUUCCUAUUUUUGUCUUCCAUACUUCAUAUAUACUCAUUCCUAUAAUCCUAUCCUCCCUAAUUUAUCCAAAAACCACUCAGGGAAGUUUUUACAUGAAGCACAGGAUUUCACUUUACUAUGCUAUGAUUUUUGGCUUUCCCUUGCAUUAACGCACUGAAAUACCACCAUGGGUUGUACUGGCUCCUCACCAGCCAAGGCAGACGGAACUGUUAAAAAGAUAAGAAAGCCAAAGCCAUGGAAGCAUCCACAGCCAAUAACCAAGAGUCAGCUGAUGCAGUUGAGAGAAGAGUUUUGGGACACUGCCCCUCACUAUGGUGGCAGGAAAGAAAUCUGGGAUGCCCUUCGCGCUGCUGCAGAAGCAGAUCUAAACCUAGCUCAAGCAGUUGUGGACAGUGCUGGGGUCAUUAUCCAGAGUGCGGAUUUGACUGUAUGCUAUGAUGAGAGAGGUGCAAAAUAUGAACUACCCAAGUAUGUUUUGAGCGAGCCAACAAACCUGAUUCGAGACGGUUGAAAUUUUAUUUGCAACAGUUGUUUAAAUGGGUUAGAAGCUCAUGUAAAUCAUCACAUUUUCAGAUGCCAAAAGCACAAUAAUACAAGAAACUGAAAUUUUGUUUUUGUAAGUGGUGAAUAAUAGGCCUUUUUUUACAUAUUCUAUUGUCUGCAUCAGUGGCAUCUUUUCAUGUUGUUAACACCAUAUUCAUAAUGGGGAUUUGAAAGUUCA